Coccinella septempunctata (seven-spotted ladybird) is the source of this 1547-nucleotide messenger RNA. It is a transcript of the gene gbb, whose product is annotated as protein 60A. The record is from RefSeq and is a predicted model, not a curated record. Bases 173 to 1444 code for a protein of 423 amino acids. Gene Ontology annotation, biological process: SMAD protein signal transduction; BMP signaling pathway. Gene Ontology annotation, cellular component: extracellular region. Gene Ontology annotation, molecular function: growth factor activity; cytokine activity. The transcript has 6 exons. NCBI's taxonomy places the organism in Eukaryota, Metazoa, Arthropoda, Insecta, Coleoptera, Coccinellidae.
CCCGUUUUUGAAGAGGAAACUACAUAAAGUUAAACAACAACCCACACUUUCAAUUAUGAUUCCUACAAGAGAGCAGUGAGUGUUAUUGUAUCAUUUAAAACAGACCAGAAUAGUGUUUAGUAACUAAAAAAAGUGCGUGUUUCAGUGCGUUGAGUAAAAUCCGAGCGACAUUAUGAAAGAAACUCUUGUAGCUGCGAUUGCACUUUUUGUAAUUUUGAACGUUUCUAUAAAUAUUAAGUUUACAAACAGUCUGCGGCCUUCGGGCUUCUACAGUGAUAACGAGAAUGAUCAGACUGAAAUUGAUUGGUCGAUGACUAAAGAAGAAAAACAAGCAAUGGAAAUGGAACUCCUGAAUCUUUUGGGUUUACCAUAUAGACCUAAAAAAAUUAACGAGUCCCAUAUAAAAAAAGCCGCGCCAAGAUUCAUGAUGGACAUUUAUAAAGCACUGAUGGAAAAGGAAAAUGAGGAUGAAAACGACGAUAACCACAGGAAAAAACGUAGUAGCGAUUUAGAUUUGAAUUUGAGCGAAAAAAAUGCCAUCGACGAGAGCGAUGUUAUCAUGACUAUUGAAUCAGUUGAGCAUCAUCUGAAUGAGGUUCGACAUGAAAGAGGUAAAAGGUUAUGGUUUAACGUAUCUGAUGUGCCAAUUGCGGAAAAUAUUGUUGGUGCUGAACUACGUCUUUAUAAGAAGGAAAAUCACAAACGAAAGAAAUCCAAGGCACUUUUCACUAUCACGGUGUAUCAGCUCAUCACGAUUAACGAUGGGGAGAGAGACUUAGAGUACGUUUCUGCCAUAAACACCACGGCUGGUUUCACGGGAUGGCUGAGUCUCAACGUGACUAACUGCCUGGCGAAUUGGGUGGCCUUUCCCAAUUCCAACAAGGGCCUCUAUCUGUCGGUACAUCAAGUAGACAAACCAGAUCAUGAGGUAAGACCAGAAGAUAUAGGGUUAGUUACUGCUAGAAGUGAAGAUGAGACGCAUCCAUUCAUGGUGGCAUUCAUGAAAGCAACAAAUCGUGUCAAAGCCAGAAGAAGUACGAGGGAAAUAAAAAAAACUACUGAAAAAAAAGCUAAUUAUACAACGAUUAUGAAACGGGCAGUUCAGGAUAAUGUACCUCAUGAAACUCCGACAAGUUGUAAAAUAAGGACCUUGUACAUAAGCUUCAAAGAUAUUAAAUGGAAGGAUUGGAUAAUAGCUCCUGAUGGAUAUGCUGCAUAUUAUUGUGCAGGAGAGUGCAAUUUUCCCCUUAAUGCUCAUAUGAAUGCCACGAACCACGCGAUAGUUCAAACUUUAGUUCAUUUAAUGACUCCUACCAAGUAUCCAAAACCAUGUUGUGCACCGACCAAAUUAACUCCCGUUUCAGUUUUAUAUUUCUUGGACGAUACCAAUGUAGUAUUGAAAAAGUUCAAAAAGAUGGUGGUUAAAAGUUGUGGAUGUCAUUGAUUUGAAAAAUAUAUAAUCAGUUAAUUACAUUACACUUGAAGAAAUUCUUAAAUCAAUCAAAUGAUAAAAGAUCGACUGAAAAUAAAAUUGUAAAUAAAUCAAA